Coffea eugenioides is the source of this 2020-nucleotide messenger RNA. RefSeq names its product pyridine nucleotide-disulfide oxidoreductase domain-containing protein 2. Lineage: Eukaryota; Viridiplantae; Streptophyta; Magnoliopsida; Gentianales; Rubiaceae. The transcript is spliced from 16 exons. The record is from RefSeq and is a predicted model, not a curated record. The coding region runs from base 25 to 1743 and encodes 572 amino acids.
AAGAGGACGGUGGAAAAGCAAGAAAUGAGGCGACAAGUUCAACAAUUUACGAACUUCAGCACCAGAAGUGCCACCGAUUCUUCAUCGAGCUCGUUGAAAGCAAAGAAAUGGGAUGCGUUGGUGAUUGGGGGCGGCCACAACGGCCUCACUGCUGCGGCCUACCUCGCUAAAUCCGGCCUCUCCGUCGCCGUUCUCGAGCGCCGUCACCUUAUCGGCGGAGCAGCUGUCACUGAAGAACUCAUUCCCGGCUUUAAGUUCUCUCGCUGCAGCUACCUCCAAAGCCUCCUCCGUCCUUCCGUCAUAAAGGAGUUGGAGUUGAAGAGGCAUGGAUUGAAGCUACUGAAGAGGAAUCCGUCGUCGUUUACCCCUUGUCUAGACGGGCGUUAUCUCUUGCUCGGCCCUGAUAAGGAGCUAAACCAUGCUGAAAUUUCGAAGUUCUCCAAGAAGGAUGCUGAGGCUUACCCCAGGUUUGAGCAUCAGCUGGAGAACUUCUCUAAGUUCAUGGACCCACUUAUUGAUUCCUCCCCACCUGAAACUCUUCAACGUGCAUCAUCUAUCAAAACUCAUAUGAAGGAUAGGUUAGACAAAUCUGCGUUUUGGGCUCAUUGCAUGCGAAGAGCUGUUUCCAUGGGCCAAAGAGAGAUGGUGGAUUUUAUGGAUCUUUUGCUCUCUCCAGCCUCAAAGGUUCUAAAUAACUGGUUUGAGACUGAAGUCCUGAAGGCAACACUUGCAACAGAUGCAGUAAUAGGAACCACGGCAAGUGUCCAUACACCAGGAACUGGCUAUGUUUUGCUUCAUCACAUCAUGGGAGAAACUGAUGGUGAUCGUGGAAUUUGGUCAUAUGUUGAAGGUGGAAUGGGUUCCGUGUCUUUGGCUGUUGGUAGUGCAGCACAGGAGGCGGGUGCUACAAUAAUGACUAAAGCUGCGGUCUCAAAAUUGCUAGUUGGUGAUUCAGGAAGAGUAAACGGGGUGUUGCUUCCUGAUGGAACUCAAGUGCAGUCUUCUGUUGUUUUGUCAAAUGCUACUCCAUAUAAAACUUUUAUGGAAUUAGUGCCAGAACAUGUGCUUCCUGAUGACUUUCUUCAGGCAAUCAAGUGUUCUGAUUACAGCUCUGCGACUACAAAAAUUAACUUGGCUGUUGAGCGAGUGCCACAAUUUCAGUGCUGCAAGAUUAAUCAUCCUAAUGCUGGUCCUCAGCAUAUGGGUACCAUCCAUAUUGGUUCAGAGAGCAUGGAAGAGGUUGAUUCAGCCUGUCAAGAAGCUGUAAAUGGUUUUCCCUCUAAAAGACCUAUCAUUGAGAUGACAAUCCCUUCUGUCUUGGACAAGACUCUCUCUCCCCAUGGUAAGCAUGUCAUCAACUUAUUUAUUCAGUACACACCUUAUAAACCUUUGGAUGGCAGUUGGGAAGACCCUGCAUAUAGGGAAUCAUUUGCACAAAGAUGCUUCUCCUUAAUUGAUGAAUAUGCCCCUGGCUUUAGUUCGUCAAUUCUUGGAUAUGACAUGUUGACCCCACCAGAUCUUGAGAGAGAAAUUGGUUUGACAGGAGGAAAUAUUUUUCAUGGUGCCAUGGGGUUGGAUUCUUUGUUCCUUAUGCGACCUGUUAAAGGAUGGUCGAAUUACAGGACUCCAGUACAAGGCCUAUACUUAUGUGGAAGUGGAGCUCAUCCGGGCGGAGGCGUGAUGGGUGCUUCUGGUCGUAAUGCUGCAGGCGCAGUCAUUCAAGACUGGAAGCAGAUGGCUUGAUUGAUCUCCUAAAUUCAUUUCAAGGCGUCACAGAUGGAAGCAUCCAUCAUUUUUUGGCCUAGGAAGCUUAUUUUUCACUUGUAGAUUAGCCGGUGAACAGUGGCUACUUUACCUUUCCUUGUUUCCUCUCGUAAUAGGACAAAACCUUUUCGACACCCUGAAAUCUGAAAAGUUCCAUCUCGGCCAAAUUAAGGGCGAGUGGCUUAAUUUUUUCCCUUGUGCAAAUUGCAGACAAUUGCUUUCUGAAAAAUAUAGCAUGCAAAUGUGCUUUUGCAGA